UCUUUGUUCGGGCAGCGGGCGCAAGGGCCCCCUCCCGUGUUGUCACCCGUAUUGUCACCCGCACCCACCCGGUGCACUCCAUCCGCCUCCUGGAGUUCACCCCGACCAGGUGGCGGCGGGCGCCUUUUGGGGGUGCGCGGCCGUGCAAUUGGUGGAUUUUUUUAAACCUUUGUGGAGGGGGCCGCGCGGCGUAGGGGGCGGCGAGAGCACUCCUGGCUGCGGGCUGCUGCUCCUGCCUGGCUCCGGCUCGGCUCCGGCUCUCCAGCUGCUCCUCUCCGCGUCUUUCGCGCGCCUCGUCGCGCCCCGGCUUGGCCCAGCGCACUUCCCCGACGCAGCAGCCCGAGCCGGGCAGUGCCGGGCGCCGAGAUGAAGGUGCUGGGACACAAGAUCGAAUUGCUGGCAGGGCUGCUGCUCCACGACGUGACCAUGGCGGGACUGCAGGAGCUGCGAUUCCCCGAGGAGAAGCCGCUGCUCCGGGGCCAGGACGCCACCGAGCUGGAGAACCCUGACACCUUCCUCUCAGCUGUGGACACAGACUGGAAGGAACAUGACAUUGAGACGCCCUAUGGCCUUCUGCACGUGGUGAUCCGGGGCUCCCCCAAAGGGAACCGCCCGGCCAUCCUCACCUAUCAUGAUGUUGGCCUCAACCACAAGCUGUGCUUCAACACCUUCUUCAACUUUGAGGACAUGCAGGAGAUCACCAAGCACUUUGUGGUAUGCCACGUGGAUGCCCCCGGACAGCAGGUGGGGGCGUCGCAGUUUCCUCAGGGGUACCAGUUCCCCUCCAUGGAGCAGCUGGCCGCCAUGCUCCCCAGUGUGGUGCAGCACUUUGGGUUCAAGUAUGUGAUUGGCAUUGGCGUGGGAGCCGGAGCCUACGUGCUGGCCAAGUUUGCACUCAUUUUCCCAGACCUCGUGGAGGGGCUGGUGCUCAUGAACAUUGACCCCAAUGGCAAAGGCUGGAUCGACUGGGCUGCCACCAAGCUCUCUGGCCUGACCAGCACUUUACCAGACACGGUGCUCUCCCACCUCUUCAGCCAGGAGGAGCUUGUGAACAACACCGAGCUGGUGCAGAGCUACCGGCAGCAGAUCGGGAACGUGGUGAACCAAGCCAACCUGCAGCUCUUCUGGAACAUGUACAACAGCCGCAGAGACCUAGACAUUAACCGGCCUGGGACGGUGCCCAAUGCCAAGACGCUCCGCUGCCCCGUGAUGCUGGUAGUCGGGGAUAACGCACCUGCUGAGGAUGGGGUGGUGGAGUGCAACUCCAAACUGGACCCAACCACCACCACCUUCCUGAAGAUGGCAGAUUCUGGAGGGCUCCCACAAGUCACACAGCCAGGGAAGCUGACUGAGGCCUUCAAAUACUUCCUGCAAGGCAUGGGCUACAUGCCCUCGGCCAGCAUGACCCGUCUCGCACGCUCUCGCACCGCAUCUCUCACCAGUGCCAGCUCAGUGGAUGGCAGCCGCCCACAGGCCUGCACCCACUCAGAGAGCAGUGAGGGGCUGGGCCAGGUCAACCACACCAUGGAGGUAUCCUGCUGAAUCCCURGGCUCUACUCAAGACACCUACCCACCUGCAUCGAGGUCCCACUGCCAUCCCUGCACCGGCUCAUUUUCCCUUUAGUUUAUUUUUGUGAGGGCAAAGGGGGGAAAUGGGGCUA
This is a messenger RNA of Urocitellus parryii (Arctic ground squirrel), 1661 nucleotides long. RefSeq names its product NDRG family member 4 (gene Ndrg4). The record is from RefSeq and is a predicted model, not a curated record. Lineage: Eukaryota; Metazoa; Chordata; Mammalia; Rodentia; Sciuridae.